CCUCCCUACAUGGCUGCAGGACUCGUGUGUUUGGCGUGCGGAGGGCGCGGACGCAGAGCGGCAGAUCUGAUCUUCAGACUCUCUGGGCCUCCUGCUGAAGUGUCUUUGAGCCAGGCGCUGAAUCUGGGCCAGGAAGAGAGAAACCUGAGAGCCAUUCCAGCAUGGAGGGGAGGCGGGGUCUCGUCCUCAUUCUCAUCGUGGCAGCAUGUUUCUACGGCAACACUGCUCAGAAGACAGUCUGCACUCAAGAGGCCGUAGCCGACAUCGUCUUCAUGGUCGACGGCUCGUGGAGUAUCGGCACCCAGAACUUCGAGCAGAUCCGUCAGUUUCUCUACACACUGGUCAACAGCUUCGACGUUUCGCCCGACCAUGUCCGCAUUGGGCUGGUCCAGUACAGCACCACUCCGCGCACCGAGUUCCUUCUCAACACCCAUCAGAACAAGGAGAGCAUCCUCGAGUACAUCAGCAAGUUGCCGUACAUGGGUGGCGGCACCCAGACGGGGCAGGGCUUGGACUUCAUGCUGAAUCAGCACUUUGUGGAGGCAGCUGGAAGCCGGGCCGCUCAGAACGUGCCGCAGAUCGCUGUGGUCAUCACUGAUGGCAAGUCACAAGACGACGUGGAGUCCCACGCCCAGGACCUGAAGAGAAAGGGAAUUGUUUUAUAUGCUAUCGGUAUCAAAGAGGCAGAUGAAGAGCAGCUGAGAGAGAUAGCGAACGAGCCACACAGUCAGCAUGUCUACAGCGUGUCAGAUUUUGCAGCACUGCAGGGAAUUUCUCAGAGCAUCGUCCAGACACUUUGUACAACUGUAGAGGAGGCCAAACGACAACUCCUGCAAUUGUCUCAAGAAUGUGCCAGAGCCACCGUGGCCGACAUUGUCUUCCUGGUCGACGGCUCCUCCAGCAUCGGCAUAAGUAACUUCCAGGAGGUCCGGCAGUUCCUCAAAAGCAUCGUCAGAGGCCUCGACAUCGGCCCAGACAAAGUUCGGAUCGGCUUGGCUCAGUACAGUGACGAACCUUUCCAAGAGUUCCUGCUAAAGGAUCACAUGGACCAGGAUUCCCUGCUGGCUGAGCUGGAAACCUUUCCUUACCGAACAGGAGGCACAGAAACAGGCAAAGCCAUGGACUUCCUCCAGAGGCAGUACUUCACCAAAGAGGCAGGGAGCCGAGCCGACCAACGGGUGCCUCAGAUAGCUGUGGUCAUCACAGAUGGGGACUCCACGGAUAAUGUAAUAGUGCCUGCACAGCGCCUGAGGCAGCACGGAGUGAUAGUGUUUGGCAUCGGGGUGGGACAAGCCAACCUGAAGCAGCUCCAGUCCAUCGCUAACCGUCCCCCAGAUCGCUUCCUGUUUUCCAUUGAUAGUUACCAGGCUCUGCAGAGGCUGACAGACGGUCUGCUGCAAACUGUAUGCGUCUCCGUGGAGGAUCAGAAGCAGGCCUUGGCAGAAAGGUUUGCAGACAUCUUCUUCCUGGUAGACAGCGGUGUGCCUGUGACAGAAUUCCAACAGAUCAGGUCCAUCCUUACCCGACUGACCAAUCAGCUGAACAUCGGAGCGUCUGCCUACCGUCUGGGUUUGGCUCAGUAUGGUCCAGAUAUCAAGGUGGAAUUUCUUCUUAAUGCUUUCCAAACCAAAGAGGAGACCCAGAAUGCCGUUAGGCGGUUCCGCCAACGCAGACUGCAACCUAACGAGCCUCGUAAUCUGGGCAGGGCAUUGCAGUACGCCAGCACCAAUUUUUUCACUAGUGAGGCAGGGAGCCGGGCGGACUUGGGCUACAGACAAUACCUGGUUGUUGUAGGUGGAAAAAAUUCAGAUGAUCCUGUAGAUAGGGAGUCACGUCUGAUCAAAUCCUCAGGAGUAACUGUGGUGGGGAUGAGCCUUGAUGCUAUGAUGACGGACAUGCGUGUCAUAGCCACUGCACCGUAUUAUUACCAGACUAUCAGCAACGCUGUUCCUGUACUGAAGGGUAUUUUCGAAACAGAAGAAGAGGUGACCAUUCUUACCGGAGAUUGCAAAGCAGCCAAACUGGCGGACAUCGUGUUCAUCGUUGACGAGUCUGGGAGCAUUGGAACCCCUAACUUCCAGCUGGUGCGCACUUUCCUGCACUCGAUUGUGAACGGUCUGGAAGUCAGUCCAAAUCGAGUCAGAGUGGGUAUCGUUAUGUAUAAUGACAGACCCACAGCACAGGUCUACCUCAACACCUUCGAUGACAAGACAGAAUUGCUGAAGUUCAUCAAAAUCCUGCCCUAUCGUGGAGGCGGUACAAACACUGGGGCUGCCAUAAAUUUCGCCCGAGAGAAUGUUUUUAUCAAGCAAAGAGGAAGCAGAAAAGAUAAGGGUGUCCAGCAGGUGGCAGUGGUGAUCACAGACGGUGAAUCCCAGGAUGAAGUGAGCACAGCGGCAGCUAACCUACGUCGGGCUGGUGUCACUGUUUACGCAGUAGGAGUCAAAGAUGCUAACCAUGUCCAGCUGAAGGAGAUGGCAUCUUAUCCAACCAAUAAGCAUAUGUUUAUUGUGGACAAUUUUGCAAAGCUGAAAUCAUUGGAGCAAAGCCUGCAGAAAGUUCUGUGCCAUAACAUCCUCAGGCAAGCAAUCUCAGUAAAUACAAGAAGAACUGGCAUCAAAGAAGGCUGCGUACAAACGGAUGAAGCAGACAUCUUUUUCCUGAUUGAUCACUCUGGAAGCAUCUACCCCACCGACUUCAGUGACAUGAAGAAGUUCAUCCUUGAGUUUCUACAUACCUUCCGUAUUGGCCCACAACAUGUCCGCUUGGGGGUUGCAAAAUACGCAGAUUCGCCAAACUUAGAAUUUGAUCUGACAACCCAUUCAGAUGUCAAGACAUUAGAGAAAGCCAUAAAGGAUAUUAAACAAGUAGGAGGCGGGACGGAGACAGGAAGAGCUCUGGACUUCAUGGGCCCACUCUAUGAUAGAGCAAUGGCCACUCGUGGUCACAAAGUCACCGAGUACCUGGUGGUCAUCACGGAUGGAAAAUCCUCUGAUGAGGUCAAGAUCCCUGCAGAAAAAUUGAGGGCGCAGGGCGUCAUUGUCUAUGCCAUCGGGGUUAAAAGUGCAGAUGAAGUUGAGCUGCGAGAGAUUGCUGGCGACCCUAAGAGGACUUUCUUUGUUAAUAAUUUUGAUGCGCUGAAGCCGAUCAAGGAUGACAUCAUCACAGACAUCUGCUCUCAAGACGCUUGCAAAGACAUCCCAGGCGACCUCCUUUUCUUGAUUGACAGCUCUGGGAGCAUCUAUCCACAUGACUACCAGAAAAUGAAAGACUUCAUGAAAUCUGUCAUUAGCAAGUCCGUCGUUGGGCAGAACGAGGUGCAUGUUGGUGUCAUGCAGUUCAGCACUGUCCAACAACUAGAGUUCCCUCUCAACCGCUACUACAGCAAGGAAGAAAUGUCGAAAGCCAUCAAUGAUAUGCAGCAGAUUGGAGGAGGCACGCACACGGGUGAAGCCAUCACAGACGUGUCGCAGUAUUUUGAUGCAAGCAAAGGAGGGCGUCCUGACCUGAGGCAGAGGCUGGUAGUGGUAACAGAUGGUGAGGCCCAAGAUGCAGUCAAAGGCCCCGCUGAGGCUCUUAGGGCCAAGGGAGUGGUGGUCUAUGCCAUUGGAGUGGUGGACGCCAACACCACCCAGCUGCUGGAGAUCAGCGGUUCACCAGACAGGGUCUAUACUGAGAGGAACUUUGAUGCUCUGAAAGACUUGGAGGGCCAGGUGGCCAUGGAGCUCUGUGAUCCAGAGAGAGACUGUAAGAAGACAGAAAAAGCCGACAUUAUUUUCCUGGUCGAUGGCUCUACAAGCAUAACCCUGAGCAAGUUUAGAAGCAUGCAGAAGUUUAUGGAGUCAAUGGUGAACCAAACCACAGUUGGCAAGGACCUGACUCGCUUUGGGGUCAUUCUGUACUCCACCGAUCCCAAAUCUGUUUUUACUCUCAAACAGUAUACCACCAAGCGAGAAGUUCUUCAAGCAAUAUCAGCACUGAAGUCUCCAUUUGGGGACACCUUCACUGGCAAGGCUUUGGACUACACCUUAGAGUACUUCAACAGUGAUCAUGGUGGUCGGGCCGCUCUCCAGGUGCCACAGAUUCUCAUGGUGAUCACAGAUGGUGAUGCUACUGACCGUAACAAUCUGGCUGGACCAUCCAUUGCAUUGCGGGACAAGGGGAUCAGUGUCUUCAGUAUCGGAGUCGAAGGAGCUAACAGGACACAGCUGGAGAUCAUGUCUGGUCACGACAGUUCCAAGGUUUUCUAUGUGGACAAUUUUGAUGCCCUGGAAACUCUGUACAAGAACAUUACUCAUGUCCUCUGCAAUUCCACCAAGCCAGUUUGUGAAAAGCAGAAGGCUGACCUGGUCUUCCUACUCGAUCAGUCUGGCAGCAUUCACCCAAAUGACUACAUCACCAUGAAGAAGUUUACAACAGAGCUAGUCAACAGCUUCAAAGUCGGUGAAGAUUUAGUGCGUGUUGGACUUGCGCAGUUCAGCAGCACUUUUAAGAAGGAGUUUCACCUCAACAAGUUCUACACUGAGCAAGCCAUCAACAAGCACAUCUCAGAUAUGCAGCAGCUUGGUGGAGGCACCAACAUCGGACUGGCCCUGAAUUCUCUCAGAGAAUUUUUCGAGGCAUCAAACGGGAGCCGUAGAUCUGCCGGGAUCUCCCAGAAUCUGGUGUUGAUCACAGAUGGUGAAUCGCAGGAUGACGUGGAGGAUGCAGCUGACAGUCUCAGGGCUCUGGGGAUCGAGAUAUUUGCCAUUGGCAUUGGAGACGUCCAUGAUCUGGAGCUCCUGCAGAUCACUGGCACUCCAGAGAGGCUUUUUACAGUGCAGAACUUUGGCAGCUUGGAGAAGAUCAAGCAAAAGGUGGUUGACACAAUCUGCAAAUCCAAACCCCAAAGAGAUCCCUCUGUGUGCUCCAUUGACAUCGCCAUGGGAUUUGAUAUUUCUCGAAGAACCGGAGCUCCUGGUGAGACGCUGAUCAGUGGCCACCCCAAGCUGCAGGCUUUCCUGCCAGAGAUCGCCCAUUAUGUUUCCUCAAUACAAGGCCUGUGCUGUUAUGGCCCCGCACCCAUCAAGACCAACAUCGCUUUCCAAGUGGUGAGUGGUGAUGGACGUUCCCUGUACGACACAGACUUUGAAGGCUACAGCGAAGAUGUGGUAAGGAAGGUCAUGGCACUGAAUCUGGCAGAGCCCACUUACUUCAACACCGCUCUGCUGAAAUCCUUUGAGGAGAAGUUCAAGACGUCCGGAUCUGGUGUGAAGGUGCUGGUGAUCUUCUCAGAUGGACUCGAUGAAGGCGUGAUGAAACUGGAGCAGCAAUCUGAGCUGCUGCGACAGUCUGGGGUCAGCGCUCUGCUGACGGUGGCUCUGGAGGGAGUGGAGAAACCUGCCGAGCUGCAGAUGGUGGAGUUCGGCCGAGGAUUCGGCUACAAGCUUCCUCUCAGCAUUGGCAUGCAGAGUGUCGGCAGCACCGUCCUUAAACAGAUUGACACGGUGUCAGAGAGGGAGUGCUGCAACGUCAUGUGCAAAUGUUCAGGUCAUGAAGGCGUUCGUGGCUCUCGGGGCCCCCCGGGGUCAAAGGGCGUCUCCGGACAGAAGGGUCACCCCGGAUUCCCAGGAGAGGAGGGCGUCGCCGGUGAGCGAGGGCGUCCCGGAGCGAGUGGACCUCAGGGUGUCCAGGGUUGUUCUGGGCUCAGAGGACCGAAGGGCUACCGAGGCCUCCGGGGGAACAGGGGCGAAGAUGGAGAAGACGGACUGGACGGAGUUGACGGAGAACAGGGAACGACGGGAAAAGAUGGAAGUCGAGGAGAGAGAGGACACUCCGGAAACCCAGGUAUCCCAGGUAUCAGAGGGGAGGCGGGGCUGAAAGGACAGCGAGGUCUAAGAGGAGAUCCGGGUGAACCGGGGGCUGAUAACACCGUCCCAGGAGCCAAAGGAGACCCCGGCAACGCAGGCUUACCGGGCAUACCUGGAGUGGACGGGCUGCCAGGUGAGAGCGGAAUCGUUGGAAACCCGGGUCCAGAUGGAAGACGAGGGUCACCUGGUGAGAAGGGUGCACCUGGACAGCCAGGAGCUCUGGGAGUCCCAGGCAGCCCAGGUGCUUCAGGUCCACAGGGUACCAGAGGGGUCAGAGGUCAGCCGGGGCCGAGAGGAAUCCCUGGCCUCCCUGGACCUCAGGGCGGACCAGGACCAGCCGGAAACCCGGGCGUAGUCGGACGCCGUGGAGCCAAUGGACAGAAGGGCCAACCAGGAGAUCCAGGUGAUAAAGGGGUUCCAGGCUCUCAGGGUCCCAGAGGAAUGCCGGGUCAGGAUGGCAGUGACGGUCACGGGUCUGCAGGACCAAAAGGUGUCAAGGGAGAUGCUGGUUUCCCUGGUUACCCCGGUCUACCGGGCGAGGACGGCCUGCAGGGACCCAAAGGAUAUCCGGGACGUAAAGGGAACCCGGGUCGAGGCGGAAACUCGGGCAGGUCAGGAGAAUCAGGCGUGCCCGGAGAACCAGGAUAUGCGGGACACAGGGGUCCCAGAGGUCCUCCUGGAGGCAAAGGCAUGACUGAGUGUCAGCUGAUCACCUACAUCCGGGACAACUGUGCUUGCUCCAUCGGUCGGUCAGAGUGUCCGGCCUACCCCACCGAGCUGGUGUUCGGUCUGGACAUGUCCGAGGACGUGACCCCGGCAGCCUUCGAGAGGCAGCGCUCUGCCCUCAUCUCCCUGCUGGAGGACAUCGCCAUCGCCGAGAGCAACUGUCCGACGGGCGCCCGUGUCGCCGUGGUGGGAUACAGCGCCCACACCAAGUACCUGAUCCGCUUCCAGGACUACCGCCGCAAGACACAGCUGAAGGAAUCUGUGAAUAACAUCGCCCUGGAGAGGACGUCCAACAGCCGCUACUUGGGUGCCGCCAUGCGCUUCGUGGGUCAGAACGUCUUCAAGCGUAUCCGAGCGGGAGUGAUGAUGAGGAAGGUGGCCGUCUUCUUUUCUAACGGACCCACACAGGAUGCUAACGACAUCGUCACGGCCAUGAUGGAGUACCGCGGCCUGAACAUCGUCCCAGCAGUCAUCUCUCUGAAAAACGCCCCUGCUAUUGGUCGCGCGAUGGCGGUCGACGACUCAGGAAACUCCAUCUUUACGGUGCUGGGCAGAGACACGGCUGCUGACCUGGGGAGGGUCAAGAACUGUGCAAUCUGUUAUGAUCCCUGCAGACGUUCAGAGCUUUGCACCUUCAUCCAGGAGCCAGUGCUGCCUCAGGAGGUCGACUUGGACCUGGUCAUGGUGGUGGACGGCUCCAGGGAGGUGCAGGCUGAUGAGUACGCUGGUGUCCAGCAGCUGUUGGGUUCUGUGGUGGAACAGCUGGCCGUGAGCCCUCAGCCCCGCAGGGCCGGCAACAAGGCCCGGGUGGCUGUAGUCCAGCAGAGCGGCACCCGGGCUGCGAACGCAGAGUUUGGCCUGCAGACCUACCAGAACCACGACCUGAUGAAGACGUACCUGGUCCAGACCAUGCAGCAGCAGGGCGGCUCCUCGGCGCUGGGACAGACGCUGGAGUUCGCCCUGAGGGAGGUGCUCCUGAAGGCGAGCCAGGCCCGCAGGAGGAGGGCACUGCUGACGGUGGUGGGCACCCAGACGGCCUACGAGGACCGAGCCAAGCUGCGCUACAUCUCUCAGAAGGCCAAGUGUGAGGGCGUGGCGAUAUUUGUGGUGACGGUCGGCGAGCGCUACAACCGUACGCAGGUGGAGGAGCUGGCCGGUCUGCCCGUGCAGCAGCACCUGAUCCACAUGGGCAGACUGAGGGCUGAGGAACAGGGCUACGCCCAGCGCUUCAUCAGAGUCUUCCUCACCGCCCUCAACAAGGGAGUGAACCCGUAUCCUCCACCGUCUUUAAAACGGACAUGUGACCAGCUGACUGAGCAAGAUGGAGGACAGAUAUUCAACAGUCAGAGGCUGGCGGUGGUGGAGGAGGCGGAGUUUGCAGAAGAGGAGGAGGAAAGGUUUGAGGAGCACUCAGGAGGAAGGACUCAGACCGGCCAGCUGGACGUCAUCGAGACCCUGACCAGAGGAGACGGCCAGAGAGUCUCCGGAGCUACGUUCAACGCCCAGUGUCAGCUGGAGGCUGAUACUGGUAUCCAGUGUGGCGACUAUGUCCAAGUGUGGUUCUUUGACAAAGACAUCGGUGCAUGCUCUCCCUUCUGGUAUGGCGGUUGCGGUGGUAACGCCAACCGCUUUAACACGGAAAAUGAAUGUUUCCGGACAUGUGGCAGCCAUAAUCCGAACAUCCUGCCGCAGCCGGAGCUCGCCAGCUUCGUCUCCAAAGACAGCUGCUUCCUCAGCCAGGACCAGGGCGGCUGCCAGAACUACACCAUGAUGUGGUUCUUCGACACGGAGCAGAACGAGUGUUCUCGCUUCUGGUACGGCGGCUGCGGCGGCAACGGCAACCGCUUCAAGACGCAAGAGGACUGCGAGGACCUCUGUCUGACGAAGAGCCGAUGAGGAGGACGUCGCCGGAUCGGGCGGAGAAAAUCACAGCUGCACACCGACCAGCAAAGCCUUCGAGAACACGCACCUUCGGGGAAAAACACCAAAGUCUGUGAAUGAUUUCAAAACCUUUAGCUUCUCCGCUUCUCCGUCGUCUGUGACGAAGACUUGCUCCUUUGGUUUUCUUCCUCGAAGGUGCGUGAUUUGUUUCCCCGCAGCAGCUUCGCUCUCAGAAGUCCUUUUAAACCAACUUUAACAUUUUACACCAUGAGACGCUCGUCAGACUCCUCAACGCUUCUUCAGGUUCCUUUUAGUUUUCAGGUGCUACGUCAGCGAGGCGGGUGGGGGCUGGUGUGUUUCUCUGUAAAUGAGCUCGAUGUCCACAGAACGUCUGAACUGACGGGAAACGUUUGAUUUGUUCGGCUGCUGGAAGACAAACAGCUGAUUUUUACGUUAACAAACACGUUCCUGUUUUUUCCCCAAUAUUUAAAGACUUUUUCCAAAGUUAGUGACAUGAUGAGAAAAUGUUGUUUUUUUUGAAGAAAAGCUCCAGUUUUUAUGAAUAACGGCAGAUUUUUAAAAAGACGCCACAGCUUCCAGACAUCCGACAACACAAGAGAAAAUAUCUGAGUCUUACUUUCACGGCUUUGGCCUUAAAUUGGUUCUGAAGAUGAUUUUCUGUCACGUGAUGUCAUCUGACAUUCACGCUGUGAUUGGCUGGCUGUGUGCAUGUGACUGAAACGUCUUCCAGGAGAGAACGUGUGCGCAUCAGGUCGUAUUCUGCCUCUCUCUCCUGUCAAUUCAAGCAAAAGUAACCGAACAUGUUCUCACGAGAAAAGAUUCAGAAUCAGCCUUUAAAAACCUGCGAUGCAUCACUUUCAGAUCACUGAAAGAACAGAAAACACUGAGGACGUGAACGCAGACGCUGCAGCUAAACUCUAAACUCGAAGGAAGAAGCUGGUGAAUAAAACCUUUUUAAAACUGAUGGACCAAACUUUGAAAAUAAGACCCAGAUUUUAGCUUUUACAAACUUGUUGAGGGUCAAACUGAGCUGGAGCUGCUGCAGCUGCCUGGACGCCGGGUUGACGGGGUUCAUGUGUGUUCCUCAUGUCUGUUCAGUGUCUCGUUUAUCCCACAAACACAAACACGAGCCCGAAGCGGCUGCAGAACAGCUCCGGUCCCAGUUUGAGCCUUAAAAGGUCUGAAACGUUUGUCUGCUCUGAUCGACGAGGUUUCACUCUGUGUCGCCGUCUGUAGUUCAUCACUCUGACCAAAGGUGCUUCAUUUAAACAACAAUAAA
Chelmon rostratus (copperband butterflyfish) is the source of this 9756-nucleotide messenger RNA. It is a transcript of the gene col6a4a, whose product is annotated as collagen, type VI, alpha 4a. The transcript has 43 exons. Gene Ontology annotation, molecular function: extracellular matrix structural constituent conferring tensile strength; serine-type endopeptidase inhibitor activity. The coding region runs from base 162 to 8471 and encodes 2769 amino acids. Gene Ontology annotation, biological process: extracellular matrix organization. Lineage: Eukaryota; Metazoa; Chordata; Actinopteri; Chaetodontiformes; Chaetodontidae. The record is from RefSeq and is a predicted model, not a curated record.